AUGAACACAAAAAUAAAAAGAGAACACAUGAGUACAAAGAAGUCCCAAUGGGUUCAAGCUGGAGGUCAUGGAGGACCACAACAACUUCAUCCAGAUGGACAAUAUCUUUUAAAGCCAUGUUUGUCUCAUAGAGAACGAGAUUUUUAUUUACAUAUUAAAGAUGAUAAAGAAUGGACUGGGACAGGAAUUAUACCAAAAUUUUAUGGAGUUGAAUUACAUGAAUUUGGAUUUGGAGAACUUGAAUUUAUUAGAAUGGAAAAUUUAAUGUAUAAAUACAAACGACCAUUUGUACUUGAUUUAAAAAUUGGAACACAAACAUGGGAUCCAGAAACAGCAUCAAGUAAAAUGAAAAAAAGAUUAGUUGUUGACUCAACAUCUACAACUACCUCACUUGGUGUUAGGUUUAGUGGAAUGGAAAGAAAUAUAGGAGAAGAAAAACCGAUAUUAUAUUCACGAUAUUUAUGUACACAUGAAGUAAAUACAAGAGACUCAUUAAAAGAAUAUAUUAAAUUAUUUUUUAAUGAUGGAAAGAAGUAUAGAAAAGAACUUGUUCCAUAUUUUAUUUCACAACUUGAUAAAAUGAUUGAAGUAAUGAAAAAAAGAGAAUACAAAAUGUUUAGUAGUUCUGUAUUAUUUGUUUAUGACAGUACAACAACAUUAGAAGAUAAAAAAUAUAAUUGUAAAAUGAUUGACUUUGCUCAUAAUUGGAUUUUAAGUGAAGAAGAAUGUACUGUUGAAGAUGGUUUUCUCUUUGGUUUAAAUAAUCUAAAAUCAAUAUUAGAAGAUAUUGAAAAUGAAUUUAAAUCUCUUUAA
Entamoeba histolytica HM-1:IMSS is the source of this 813-nucleotide messenger RNA. Its product is annotated as inositol hexakisphosphate kinase, putative. The coding region runs from base 1 to 813 and encodes 270 amino acids. The record is from RefSeq and is a predicted model, not a curated record. Gene Ontology annotation, cellular component: cytoplasm; nucleus. Gene Ontology annotation, molecular function: inositol hexakisphosphate kinase activity. Gene Ontology annotation, biological process: inositol phosphate biosynthetic process; phosphatidylinositol phosphate biosynthetic process. Lineage: Eukaryota; Evosea; Mastigamoebida; Endamoebidae. The transcript has a single exon.